This is a messenger RNA of Cervus elaphus (red deer), 974 nucleotides long. RefSeq names its product 14-3-3 protein beta/alpha-like. Lineage: Eukaryota; Metazoa; Chordata; Mammalia; Artiodactyla; Cervidae. The record is from RefSeq and is a predicted model, not a curated record. Bases 519 to 974 code for a protein of 151 amino acids. Gene Ontology annotation, cellular component: cytoplasm. Gene Ontology annotation, biological process: signal transduction. The transcript is spliced from 2 exons.
UUCAGAGGGCCCCUGAGACCUCCCAAAGAGAGAUAUUUAUUAAACAACCUGAGUUCAUUUGGCAUGUUAAACUACAUGGGAAGUGUUGUUCAGAAGGAGUGAUUGAAUCUUCUCAAGUUAUAUUGUAUGGUUGAUGCUACUAAUAUAGAUAUCCUAGAAGUUAUGUGACAUUCAUGAAAAUCUGAUAUGUUCUGAUAAAAUGCUGUCAGUUAUAAUUUGAGUUAUCAUAUUAAAGUGUUUCAAAUCACAGCAAUGACCAGAUUUACUUUGUCAAUUUCAAUUUAAUCAGAUUUUCAACAUGCCUUCUGUGGUUUCACACUGAUGCCUUUGCAAAAAUACUGCUACUUCCAGAUAUACGGAAAAGCCGCAGCCGCCGAUUCCGGAGCCGGGGUAGCUGCCGCCGCCGCCGCCUCUGCAGCCGCCGCCGCCACCGGAGGAGUGGGCUUGGGAAGGACGUGGUCACCGCGCCCGGAGCUCCACUCGCAAGGUUCUCUGCUCCCUGCAGUCCUCCCACGGGAAUGACCAUGGAUAAAAGUGAACUGGUACAGAAAGCCAAGCUCGCCGAGCAGGCCGAGCGCUAUAAUGACAUGGCUGCGGCCAUGAAGGCGGUCACGGAGCAGGGGCAUGAGCUUUCCAACGAGGAGAGAAACCUGCUGUCGGUCGCCUACAAGAAUGUGGUCGGUGCCCGCCGUUUGUCCUGGCGUGUCAUCUCCAGCAUCGAACAGAAAACUGAGCAGAACGAGAAGAAGCAGCAGAUGGGCAAAGAGUACCGCGAGAAGAUCGAGGUCGAGCUGCAGGACAUCUGCAACGACGUGCUGGAGCUGUUGGAUAAAUACCUUAUUCCCAAUGCUACACAGCCAGAAAGUAAGGUGUUCUACUUGAAAAUGAAAGGCAAUUAUUUUAGAUAUCUUUCUGAGGUGGCAUCUGGAGACAUAAACAAACCACUGGGCAGAGCGGCUGUAGCCUACUGCUGA